UACACCGACCUAGAAUGGAAAACGCAGGAAACGUUACAUGCUACGGAGACGUAUGCAUGGAAGACUCAUUCUGUGACCAUCUUUCAAAGUUUUGUUUCCAAUGCGUCCUGUGGCUUCAGACAUGUUUUACGGACAGCCACAUACCACGGUGCACUCGUGUGUGUAAAGAACAUAUCAACCGGCAUGUGACCACAUCCUUUACAACAGUGGCACCCCUUAUGGAUCUGAAAAGCGACAACUCGGUACCAUGGUUACAGAUUCUGUCCGUGUUGGCUGUCUGUCUGAUUUCUGCCAUUUUGAUUACCGUGUGUCUCUUCAGAAAAUUUAUUGAACGCGGAAAUAACCAACCUACCACUGUUCUUGUUAACAAAAUGUACCGCUUAUCGAACAUCAUUUUGCGUCGCAAAAAGAACGUUGAUCAAACCUAUGUCAAGCAAAUGGAGCCAUUACGGUGUCGUCAAAACCCCGGUGUACUGGGCAGAAGACAAGGAGACAUGCUUCCUGGUUCUUUGUGUUUCGAGUCCCUUUUAAACGAAACAGAGACGAUGUCGUCACAAAACGUCACCCCUCCUGCUGGGGUACCGCUCAAUCUAAUGCAACAAACAACUUCCAUGACGUCAUCGGAAAACCCACCAUUUCUGCCGACGUCAUCUGAAAACACAACACAUGGGCCUACAGCACGUAUCCAAUCACCAAAUACCAACAGCACCACCAAAGACGUGCGGGAUUUUUAUCAGAUUGAAAAACCCGUCAAAGAAGUGGGAGAUAAUGGUCGGUCUGUUAAAGUUGAUGGUCACGUGCUGAAACCAAGGGAGACAGUUUGAGGAACAAUGACAGAAAAUUAGCGUGUUUCAUUUUGCGGAACGUUCGGUUGUUCAAGUUCAAACCGGCCGUUCUGCUAAAUGGAACACGUUCAAUAUCACUAUUUUGCAUGUACGAACAGUCUUUCACGUUUGCGUUUUGGUCAACGAGCGAUACGAUGAAAAUAUGUAAUUGUAAUGAGGUGAAGUGAUGGAGAUGAGGCAAUUUGAUGCGUCUCUAAGGGUGAGAUAUAGAGGUUACACAACGAGUGGUUGUUGGAUAUGGAAUUUAUUUCACACGAGUAAGUUAUUUUUUAAAAGUUACAAAAGACACGAGCAUUAUAGCGAGAGUGGAAUAGCACAGGGCAUUGUGGUAGAAAUAGGUAUUAAGACUCGUCUGUCAAAACACUCAAUAUAUAAUCUACUGAGUGCAUUGACAGACGAGAUUAAUGGCAUUGAGAGGCGUUGAGAGCAUGAGGUGAUGGACAUCGAGCAUUGAGAGGCGUCACUAAUGGUGAUAGAGUUUUGGCAUUUGGGCGAUAACUCUUGGCAUACACUCUGAACAUAUCUCUGUGGAGAAAAGUAUAUCACCACAGCUCACGAGCUUUUUACCAAAAAUAUAUCCAUAAAUGUUUUUUUGAUGUAAAAUUUGACCAAAAUAUAUUGAUCACUCAUAUUCAAUGUUUUCUUUACAUCGCUCCGCCUGGGUUAGCGUUGAAUGCUUGUUGUGGGACAUCGAGAGAAUGUUUUGAGUGUUCAUUGUCCAAGUUUAUUAUCAUUUCUUUCGAAAACCCUCUUUAAAUACUACAACUUAAUUUACCGUUUGGGACACUGUGAUUGGAAUUUAAAUAAUAUAAUCAGUCUUCAAACUCAAGAUAUGCACCCUUUUCUAGACACUGCGAACCACCUUAGAGAACAUUAAAGCUUACUGGAUUGUGAUAUUGUGUUUCAAUACGGGCAUUUGUUUGUACAGAUUCCAAUAUAUAUAUUUGAUCUUUUCGUGUUGUGUCAUUAACCGGCCUUAACUUUUUAUACUCUUCGUAUCAUUGGCACCAUUGGCAACUUCUACAGCUGCUGUAUGUUGCAGUAUAAUUCAUUUAACUU
Molecule: messenger RNA, 1904 nt
Organism: Pecten maximus
Lineage: Eukaryota; Metazoa; Mollusca; Bivalvia; Pectinida; Pectinidae
Exons: 4
Coding region: 15-824 (269 amino acids)
Source: RefSeq, a predicted model, not a curated record